ACGACAGCAAAAACAAAACAACCAAAAUUCAGAAGCGGUCUUUUAUUUUACGAUUUUCCUAUGUUUUACCCCUAAAAGUGACCAAAAAUGGCUGGGAAAUUCAACGGGUUCAGUCAGGACGAGAUAAACAGAGUACAAAACAGAGCUGGAAGCAAAGAGAACGCAAAAAGUGUACCUGCGGUGAAAAAACACUUGGGACUCCGACGACUGCCUUCUGACACGACAAAUAACAAUGACAGAUCUCCGGUGCCCACACGAAAGGCACACAGCUGUGUUUCUCAUUCACACGGAGGAGGAGCAUCUGCUGCUCAAAAGCCCAUCAACAAAAGUCGCCCCAACUCCGCGUCAUACAUUCCCGAUACAACGGUGGAAGACAUCGAAAAUCAUCCUAUGCAGGAAGCAGCACAUUUCAAACCACUGCCAACGCGAGUAGAACCUUUUGAAGAUGUAGAAAUUUUGCGUGAGGAAGGUGAAGUGAUUGAAUUAGAGCCAAAUAAUGCGAGUCCCUUUCGCGGGGUUUCCCUGAAGGACUUUGAACAUCAACGGAAGAUGAUUGAAGAGCAAAAUAGACACAAGGUUCAAAUACUGCAGAAAGCAAUAGAGCAACAUUCGCAAAAAACUGCUGCUGAAGCGAAAAAACUCGAUGAAAUAAAGCAAGAGCUUGCCAAAUUGGAUUCAGAGCUUGCAUCUGAUGUAGCAAUUCUGAGAAAACAAAUUGAAACGGCAACAAUUCAGUACAGCAAUGUACAAAAACAUUACGAUACAAUUGAGCAGCUCUUUUUAAAGGCAAAGUUAGAUUUGCAUCAGGCAUGCGAAAAGAAGGAAAUGCUGACCGAGCAUCUGUGUACAAUUAUUGCGCACAACGAGGAACGUAAAGCAAAGCGAUUGACGGAAUUGAUGGAAAAAGUUGGAUUAAAUGACGAAAAUGGAAACUAACGCUUUCGCGCAACGACAAUAAACCGGGCUUGCCUACUAACGGAAAUGAUCUUAUGAUAUAUAUUUUUUAAUAUUUAUAUUUUAAAUUUGAUGAUAGACCCACUAAAACAAAGAAAAGCAAUGUAAUUUUAAUAUAAUAUGUGUACUACUAUGUUAGAUGUUCAUCGCACAUCAAUAAAUAAUCAUAUUUUGACUUUAUAUUA
Culicoides brevitarsis is the source of this 1139-nucleotide messenger RNA. RefSeq names its product RAB6-interacting golgin (gene Gorab). Lineage: Eukaryota; Metazoa; Arthropoda; Insecta; Diptera; Ceratopogonidae. The record is from RefSeq and is a predicted model, not a curated record. The coding region runs from base 88 to 936 and encodes 282 amino acids. The transcript is spliced from 3 exons. Gene Ontology annotation, biological process: non-motile cilium assembly.